This is a messenger RNA of Penaeus vannamei (Pacific white shrimp), 666 nucleotides long. The record is from RefSeq and is a predicted model, not a curated record. NCBI's taxonomy places the organism in Eukaryota, Metazoa, Arthropoda, Malacostraca, Decapoda, Penaeidae.
AUGGUCAUGCCAGUAACAAGACCAGACAGAUGCACCGCCGCGUCUACUUGUCAUAAGCCAAAUAAGGGCGAGGACAGUUGUGUAACAAGCGCCUCGCCGGCCAAGGAUCAGACGCUUGAGAACGAGAGGAAGACGCCCCUCGAGAUGGAGCGAAGGAUGCCGUCCUUCGUAUCAAAACGUCUUCGAGAAAAGAGGAGAUCCGAGAUAGACCCCGAGACCCCAAGAUUCCGAAACGUCGAGACCCCAAGAUCCCCAGAUUUCGAGACCCCAAGACCCGAAACCAGACGUCAUGACCCCCAGACCCCAGACUUCGAGACCUACCAGACGCCAGGCGGAGGAUCCGAGCAUUUCGAGACCCAGAUCCGGGAGACGUCGAGACCGUCAAGAUCCAGACUUGAAGACGCCCAAAGACGUCGAGACCGCAGACCUAGACGUCGAGACCCCAGUCCCCCAAACCCAAGACGUCGAGACCCCAAGUCAGACCUCCCCCUGGUAGACCCCCGUAGACCUCCAACCGAAGACUCACAAGAAUCCCUGACCCAUAGACCCUCAAGAUCCCAGAGACCCAGACCCUACCGACCCCUGUGGACCCCAGACCCAAGACCCCGAGUUUACGCCCAGACGGGGAGGAGCGCGCCGCCAGGAAGGGGGCACGGCAGGGGCUGA